UCUGACCUGACGAUGAACUCCUCCACGUCUAUAUAUAAAACCACCACUGUCUUUUCAGUAUUGCUUUCUCUCUUCUCCUCUCUUCGUUGUGAUAGUAGUAUUUAUACCUGAAGUCAGAUUCAGAGAUUUUUCUGGAGACUAGAUUCAGAGUUCAGAGGUUGGUAGGUAGUUUAGGUAGUAGGUUUGUUAGUUAUGCAGCAGCUGAACUGGGUCAGCCUGUUGCUCUUGCUGUUCUUCAUGGUUGCUGCACUCAGCUCCUUCGUUGCCACUGCACACAGAGAGCUGCCAAUGGCAAGAAAAGUCGAUGAAAUUGGAGACCAUCUUCAGGCCAAGCUGGAUAAUCAAGCUAGCUCUGUCAGUGUAACCAGAGCAACGGCGAAGGCUGAACAUGAUCAUCAGGAGGCUGUCAUGAGGAAAUGCAAGAACGGGAGGAAGAACUGCAAGAAUUUCAGAACAAGAAAGCUUCCUGCAGAUGCAGAUGGCAAGAUCCAUUUCGAUGGCCACAUGCCAUUCACUGCAGAUUACCACUCAGUUCGUCGGCAUCCUCCCAGUCACAACUAGGAGUUAAUCUUAACACUACUAGUACCAGCUAGUUGCUUUGCUUAGAAAUAUAUAUACAGUAAUUAAGUAGCCUAAUUUAAUCAGUAGUGACAGUCCAUAUAGCUAAGCUGUAGUAUCAAUUCUUCUUUCCUUUCGUCCUCGGAUGGUCAUCACUGUCAGGCUCUCAGCUUCCAGUUAGCAUUGCAUGGCUUUGCUCUUUGCUUUGCUGACAUUUUUGUUAGUUAGCAAGAGUAGCUCACAGUGAUGGCAUGUCACCACCCUUGAUGUUCCCUAAUUUAAGCUGUUAAUCCAUCAAAGUUAAAAAAGAUGUA
Messenger RNA from Oryza sativa Japonica Group (Japanese rice), 872 nucleotides. RefSeq lists its product as uncharacterized. The record is from RefSeq and is a predicted model, not a curated record. Lineage: Eukaryota; Viridiplantae; Streptophyta; Magnoliopsida; Poales; Poaceae.